ACCAAGCCAACCCCGCUUCUAUUCCGCGUGGACAUAUCGACAAGACAGCCAGCGGCGAGAAGUCGACGCCGGCAGUCUGGUGCAACACAGCGAUCCAGUAGGUAGGUCAAACCGAGGCGGCGACGAAGUACGAACAGAGGGCAGGACGCAGUCAGCGCGGCGCGCCCAGGCCCCGAGGCCGAGCGAUCUGGUGACGGCACGGCAGCAUGGCCGAGGCGACGGGCCACGGCGGCCGCGUCGUCGACCUCUCGGGGGCCGAGAUCCGCGGGGACCUCGAGGAUCGCAACCCGCCCAUCUUCCUCCCUCGCCAGCCCGCCGCGUCCCCGCUCCUCGCCCUCGACAUCGGAGGGACUCUGAUCAAGCUGGUGUACACGGCGAGCCGCGGCGGAGGGGCCGACGGGACGGACCUGCGCUUCGCCAAGUUCGAGAGGCGACGCCUACAGGAGUGCUUCAACUUCAUCCGGGCGGAGGGGCUCCUCGCCAGCAAUGCUGGCGGAGAAGGCGUGACCCUGAAGGCUACAGGUGGUGGAGCAUAUAAAUUUGCUGACGAUUUCCUGGAGAAACUAGGUGUUUGUCUUGACAAGCUUGAUGAAAUGGAUAGUGUCGUUUCUGGAGCAAACUUUUUGUUGCAGAGUAUUCCUGGCGCAGCCUUCACACACAUGAAUGGACUGAGGAAUCCAGUAGAUGUUUCCCCAAAUAAUUUGUUUCCUUACCUUCUUGUCAAUAUUGGCUCAGGAGUUAGUAUACUGAAGGUUACUGGAAACAGAAAGUUUGAAAGGGUAACUGGGACGCACAUUGGUGGUGGUACCAUGUUUGGUUUAGCAAAACUUUUAACAGGCUGUAAGAGCUAUGAUGAAUUCUUGCAAUUAAGCCAGAAAGGGGACAACUUUGUUCUUGAUUUAAUUGUCAAGGAUAUAUGUGGAGAGCUUGUCUGCCAGAAGCAAGGGCUUUCAACAUCAACUCUUGCUUCUAGCUUUGGGAAAGUUAUUACUUCUAAGAAGAAGCUGACAGACUACAAGCCUGAAGACCUUGCAUCCACAUUGUUGAGCGCCUUUACCUAUAACAUUGCACAAAUUGCUUUCCUUGUUGCAUCACUUUUGGGCCUCCGAAGGGUUUUCUUCGGUGGAUCAUAUAUACGUGGUCACAAAAGCACGAUGGAAAAUAUUUCUUAUGCAAUUGAUUUCUGGUCACAGAGCCAAAUGCAAGCAGUAUUUUUGCGACAUGAAGGGUAUUUGGGAGCACUUGGUGCCCUGAUGAGUUAUGGGGAUCCAAGUGGUGAAAAUCUUACCCUCGAGGAGAAGGAGCCUCAUCACGAAUCAGCACCAGUUGAUGGGACAUCAGCGGAUGAAGAGAGUGAUAGCAACAUAUUUCCUUACCUUCUUGUAAAUAUUGGAUCAGGUGUCAGCAUGAUAGAGGUAAUUGGUAAGGGAAAGUUUGAAAGAAUUAUAGGAUCCCAUCUAGGCGGCGGUACUAUCCUUGGUCUUGCUAGGCUUUUGACUGGUUGUUCAAGUUACGAAGAAUUCCUGGAGUUGAGCCAGAGGGGCAAUAAUCUGUCUGUCGAUUUGACUGUGGGGGACAUAUAUGGGGAAGAAGGUUAUCCGAAGAUUGGCCUUCCAGCAUCCACUACUGCGGCUAGCUUUGGAAAAGUGAACUCAAGCAAACUUUCUGAGUAUAAAGUAGAGGAUCUUGCUGCAGCCUUACUGAAUUCUUUCACAUACAACAUUGGACAGAUAGCCUACUUUGUGGCUAAUCUUUCAGGCCUGAAGAGAAUUUUCUUCCGAGGUGCUUAUGUCUGUGGUCAUGAGAAGACUAUGGACAAGAUUUCUCGUUCCCUAAAAUAUUGGUCCAAAGGUGAAGUUCAGACGACAUUUCUAUGCCAUGAAGGGUUCUUGGGAACACUAGGUGCAUUUUGGAGUUAUGAGAACAUGGGGAUCGACAGUUUGGCGGCACAUGAAGUCAUCAGGGAAGUCUUGCUUGGUGCACCAUACACAGGGCAAUUCCCAUCUUUACCUGUCACUCAACAACAGGAGAAUGGAGAACAUGGUACUCUCGAAGGGGAAGUAGAAAGCUUACGACAUGACAAUGCCUUGCUGAAGGCUGAGGUUGAGCGAUUACAAAAGGAGAAUGCGUUGCUAAGAGCUAAGUUGGUAAGAUCAGGCGAGACUUCAACAUUGUGAUUUGUAACACAAUAAAAAGGGCGAGCCGCAGCUUGUUGUAAAUUUUAUCUGUUUAGAAAAUGGCUCAAAAUGUAACUCAUAUAGGAAAACUGAAUUCUGGAAAAGAAAUGCCAAUUAGCAUUGUUCAUCUAGUGAGCCUUGUUGUAUAAUUAUUUAUAUAUUCUUUAUACAAGAGCCUAUGUAUUUGCUCCGUUCAUGUAAUCUUGUUCCUGUAAAUGUUGUAUAAAUAGUUACCAAAAUCCAGUAAGUAUCCGGCUUUG
Messenger RNA from Zea mays, 2437 nucleotides. RefSeq lists its product as uncharacterized. The record is from RefSeq and is marked validated. Lineage: Eukaryota; Viridiplantae; Streptophyta; Magnoliopsida; Poales; Poaceae. Gene Ontology annotation, molecular function: pantothenate kinase activity; ATP binding. Gene Ontology annotation, cellular component: nucleus; cytosol. Gene Ontology annotation, biological process: coenzyme A biosynthetic process.